Porites evermanni is the source of this 756-nucleotide messenger RNA. Lineage: Eukaryota; Metazoa; Cnidaria; Anthozoa; Scleractinia; Poritidae. The record is from the annotation of a GenBank genome assembly.
AUGUCAGGGGAUUGUGGAUAUAAGUGCUUGAAAAUCUUGGUUGUUUUCUUCAAUUUGUUAUUUUGGCUUGCUGGCUGUACUCUGUUUUGUCUCGGCACAUGGCUGCUCAGCAACAAGGAAGAAGUAGCAGGGGACUACACCAAGCUUACAGGAUCAGUUAAUUACAAGGCUGCACCGAUUCUGUGUGUUGUCAUCGGAGUAGUGACCAUUGUAGUAGCUUUCUUGGCCUGUUGCGGAGCAAUCAAAGAAAGCCAGUGCAUGCUGGGGUCUUACUUUGGAUUUAUUACACUUAUUUUUGUUCUAGAGAUCACAGCCAUUGUUCUCACUUACGUUUACAGAGAACAAAUCGAGAAAAACUUGCGAGGAGACAUAAAAGACACUCUUAACAGAUACAAAGACCAUGAUUACGAGUCUGUCACCAGAGCAAUCGACGAAAUUCAGGCAAGUUUCAAGUGUUGUGGAAAUGAUAAAUAUAAGGACUGGUUCAACACCAAAUGGGGAAGAAAUAACAAGGGAUCUGUUCCAAAAAGUUGUUGCAAAGACCCCAAAGAUGAUACAUGUAACAAGAAUGUAACUCAAGACCUUACAAAAAUUUACACUAAAGGAUGCUAUGAUUUUGUUCGAAAAUAUUUGUUAAACAACCUUCAUGUGAUUAGUGGAUUUGGAAUCUGGAUUGCCGUCAUUCAAAUAAUGGGGAUGAUCUUUGGUUUGUGUUUGUGUUGUCAAAUCAGGCACGGAAAUGAUACUUAUGUUUGA